AAUGGGGUUAUCCACAGUUAACUUUAGAUCAGUAUUUAAAGCGUGAAUUUGUACUCUCAAACAAUGUAUAUAAUUCUGAAAAUUUCAAAGUUUGGAUUCUAAUUUCAACCAAAGAUGCGAAUGAUACUUCAAACACUAAUGAAUCAGUAAUCCUUUCAGCAUGCGAAACCUUUAAACAUAAAGCUUUAAUCACACUAUCAUCUGGACAAGUUCAAGAAGCAACUUGUUAUAGUAUCGCGUCAGUAUUUACACCUCCACAAUAUCGACAUAAGGGUUAUGCUUCGACAAUGAUGAAAUUGCUUUCUGAUAAAUUGAGAUUCGAGUUCAAAGCUACGUUUUCAUUUUUGUACUCUGAUAUUGGUACAGAUUUUUAUGGCAGAUUUGGAUGGAAAGCUUAUUCGCUCACGGAAGUUAGGUUUAAAGUUGACGACAAUUUCACCACACUUUUAGAAAACCCUGAGAUGGUAAUUACGAUUGAUCUAUCUAAUUUAGACAGCGUAAUUCAACAAGAUUACGAACUCAUCAAAAAAGAAUUCUCAAAAUUGAAUAAAAAAAGCUUGGUGGUACUGCCUAUUAAUCCCAUUUACAAUUGGUAUUUCGAAAGAACCAAGCAUUUCUCAAAAUCAAAUGAAUAUCCAAAGACUUUAGGGGUCAAGAUUUUAAAAGAUCAAGACAUUAAUAACCAAGAAUUGUCUGGAGGAUUCGUUAUUUGGCACCACGACUUUCAGUACAAUAAAUUAGAAAUUCUUAGAUUUCGUAGUGAUUCUCCACAAACAACACAAUUAUUAAUCCAAAGAGCUAAGCAAGAAGCCAGUAUAUUUAAGUUCAAGCAAGUUACUUUAUGGAACCCUGAUUUAAAAUUAAUCGAUCUUUCGAAAGAAGGAGAAGUUGUUGAAAUGACCACUAAGUUGCCAUCUUUAGCAUGGUAUGUAGAUGACGACAAUGUGGAUUGGGUUCUGAAUGAGAAAUACGCUUGGUGUUAG
Messenger RNA from Racocetra persica, 983 nucleotides. The record is from the annotation of a GenBank genome assembly. NCBI's taxonomy places the organism in Eukaryota, Fungi, Glomeromycota, Glomeromycetes, Diversisporales, Gigasporaceae.